This is a messenger RNA of Olea europaea var. sylvestris, 868 nucleotides long. Its product is annotated as PRA1 family protein F3-like. Gene Ontology annotation, biological process: vesicle-mediated transport. Gene Ontology annotation, cellular component: endoplasmic reticulum; Golgi apparatus. The record is from RefSeq and is a predicted model, not a curated record. NCBI's taxonomy places the organism in Eukaryota, Viridiplantae, Streptophyta, Magnoliopsida, Lamiales, Oleaceae. The transcript has a single exon. The coding region runs from base 160 to 720 and encodes 186 amino acids.
UACUAAACAAAAAUGUCCAUUUCAAAAUUCAAACACCCAUCUCUACUCCCUAACUAGUAAUUUACAAAUUAUUCCCAAUAUCAUAUUCAAGCAACCCUAAUUUAUUUUCUCUACUCCUCCCCUUUCUCCAUUCUCCACCGCCGACGCCGGCGAAAGAAAAUGACUAGCUACGGAACUAUCCCCACCUCAUCCUCGCCGUCCGGCAACCCGGUGAACCUCGAAUACAUCUCACGCGCCAAGGAACGCAUCAAGGAUGGCCUCGCCACGCGCCGCCCCUGGCGGGAGAUGUUCAAUUUACACUGCUUCAACCUCCCGUCCGCCUCCGGCGCCUUCUCUCGAAUCAAAACGAACUUAGCAUUCUUCCGAAUGAACUACGCAAUGAUAGUUCUGUUGAUUCUGUUUCUUAGUCUCCUCUGGCACCCGAUUUCGCUUAUUGUUUUCAUUGUAAUGAUGGCGAUUUGGCUCUUCCUCUACUUCCUCCGCGAUGAGCCGCUUGUGAUAUUCGGCCGGUUGAUCACCGAUCGUGUGGUGCUUAUUGUUUUGUCGCUGGUCACGAUUGUCGUUCUGCUGUUCACUCACGCCACUAUCAAUAUUCUGGUGGCGCUGUUGGUUGGAGUUGUGUUGGUUCUGAUUCACGCCGCCGUGAGGAAGACGGAUGAUUUGUAUGUUGAUGAGGAGGCUGCUGGCGGCUUGUUGAGGUCUACUGGUGGUCCUUCGUAAAAUUGAUCUUUCAUCUUCCUCUUUCUAAUUAAGUUUAUCCUUUGUACUUUCAGUAUUUGGUCUAAAGUGAUUGUUUUGAUUUUGGGUAUUUCUGUAAUUCGGUGUGCGUUUGAAUUAUGCUUUCAGCAAUCUUUUAUCCCACAUUUUA